Pichia kudriavzevii is the source of this 1596-nucleotide messenger RNA. RefSeq lists its product as uncharacterized. The transcript has a single exon. The record is from RefSeq and is a predicted model, not a curated record. Lineage: Eukaryota; Fungi; Ascomycota; Pichiomycetes; Pichiales; Pichiaceae. Gene Ontology annotation, cellular component: plasma membrane. Gene Ontology annotation, biological process: transmembrane transport; carboxylic acid transport. Gene Ontology annotation, molecular function: carboxylic acid transmembrane transporter activity. The coding region runs from base 1 to 1596 and encodes 531 amino acids.
AUGCCGUUCAAAGAGCUUCCUGCCAUUAUAAGGAAAGAAAUAACCUGGGGUAGAAACACAGUCUCCGAGGAUGAAUUACAACAGUUUGAAAUAGCCGAUCAAAAUGGCGUCUCCUACACAAUCGAGGAGGAAGAUAUUGCACCUACUGGUAGGAGGGAUUAUUGGCCGAUUUUCACCGCUGGCGCUGGAUUGUUCUCCGAUGGAUAUGUUAACAACUCCAUUGGUACGGCCGGCACUUGUCUAUCUAUGAUAUACGGUGAUCAAUAUACCCAUUCAAAUGCAAUCAAAAAUGUCGCUUCUAUUGCGUUUGCAGGUACUGUCAUUGGACAGUUGAGUUUUGGUGUGUUCUCAGAUUAUAUUUCUCGUAAGAUGGGAAUGCUAGUAUCCUCUGGUGGAUUGAUUCUCUUCUCCAUAUUAGCAGCGGGCUCUUGGGGGAAAGGUACCCAAGCCCAUUAUGGCGGUAAUGCAGGCGGAUUGUUUGCUGCAUUGACUGCAUAUAGAUUCUUUCUUGGUUAUUUUAUUGGAGCAGAAUACCCAACAGGUUCUGCAGCUUGUGCGGAAGCCUCCUCUCUUUUACCUGCAGGGAAGAGAAACAGAUACUUCACUUGGUUUACAAACUUUAUGAUUGAUACGGGAUUCGUUGUCUCGGCAUUUGUGCCUAUGGUCAUGUUAUGGAUUUGCGGACCUGAUCAUUUGCAACCUGUUUGGAGAGUCACUAUUGGUAUUGGGGCAAUUCCACCAAUCUCCUUGUUCAUUAUGAGGAUGUUCUACCAAGAGGGUAACCAAUUUCAGAAAUUGAACUUCAAACACACUAGAGUUCCAGUUUUAUUGACCAUCAAAUAUUACUGGUUUAGACUCUUGAUUGUUUCCAUUAUUUGGUGGGUUUAUGAUUUCUCUGCAUACGCAUUUGGCAUUUACAGUGCUCCUAUCCUUAAAACAAUCAUUAAAGAUGGUUCCUUAUACAAGACUUUUGGUUGGAACGUGGUGUUCAACUUGUUCUAUUUACCAGGCUCUUUUCUUGGUGCAAUUGCAACCGAUUACAUUGGUCCUAGAUUGACUCUAGUUGUUGGCUUGGUUCUACAAUCAAUGAUUGGUUAUAUCAUGGCCGGCUUAUAUCCUCGUUUAAUGGAGCACAUUGGUGCGUUUGUUGUGGUUUAUGGUAUCUUUAUGACAUUGGGCGAGUUUGGUCCAGGUGAUAACAUUGGUUUGUUAGCGGCAAAGACUUCUGCAACACCAGUGAGAGGCGUCUACUAUGGUAUUGCCGCAGCAGUUGGUAAAGUCGGCGCCUUUGUGGGAACUUAUGCAUUCCCUUCAUUUCAAAACCAUUAUCCUGGAAUUAAAGGUUACCAAGUUCCAUUCUGGUUGGCAUCUUCUUUGGCCAUUUUUGCAGCAUUACUUGCAUUUUUUGGAUUGCCUUCUGUUGAUCAAGAAGCUAUGCAAAGAGAAGAUUUCGACUUUUUAAGAUAUUUAUCUGCAAACGGUUUUGAUAUCAGCACCUUGGGUGACGGUACACUACUCAAAACUGACAACGUCAGUUCUACGUCUUCUUCGGAUGACAGACAUUAUGUUGAAAUUGAAACAGACGAGAAGAAAUGA